AGAGAUCGAUGAAGGACACCGCCGAGCCAAAGGGCGGCAAGAUAGUAGUUGAGCCGGUGGAGGAGCUUGAUUUCGCUGAAGAUCCUGCGGAGGCACUGUUGAUACUUCUCAAUAUUACACACUUCCGGUUUACGGGCAUUCCAACGAACCUCCCCUUGAACAUCUUGUCGGGGAUUGCCAUCCUCUGCGAUCAAUAUGAUUGCGUUCACCUGGUCAAGCCUUGGUUGUCUCAAUGGUUGGCAAAUGAGAAUUCGGAGUGGAAAUCAACAGAUCCAACACCGACAAGAUUAGUUUUCGGAGCACGACCAGCACCACCAGCACCACCAGCACCACCUCGAGAGAAAUGGCUCUUUAUAGCUUGGGUCUUCGGUCGAGAGCAAGUCUUGAAGGAUUUGGCUUCCUUACUCGUCCGCGAGAUUUCAACCUAUAGCAAGGGAACUUGUGCAGCGCUGGCUGGUAAUCAUGGUCCAAUGCCUCCUGGAAUCAUUGAGAGUAUCCUCGUGUGUCGGCGGGUCACGAUCGCCAGACUCCUUGCAAUUACUGCUAAAUGUGUCAGUCCCUUCACCGACGACCCUAAUGAUAUCCUCUGUCUGUAUAUGAACGGCACCUGCGACGCAACUACGUAUGGAUCUCUCCUCCGCGGCCUCGACAUUGCCAAAGUCAACCCGAAGAUGAACGCGGAGGAAUAUCACAACUCGGUCAAGACCCUAAGCCAGGGGCUAAGCAAUUUGGUUAUUCACGUUCAUCCUCCGAAUUACGGAUCUUACGUUGCACAAGAUCACAGUAACUGCUUCACCACCGAUAUCAAGAAAGAGGUCGAGGCAGUCAUAGCAGGUAUUGGAGAUCCCGUUCUCGAAGACCAUUACUUCCAUAUGAGAGUGCAGCAAGCAAAGUUGAGAGGGAUGCUCUAGAAUCUACCAGAUCUCAGGAGGAUAUUGGCGACGUGGUUGGCAUGUAAUUUUACUCAUUUGGAAUUGGAAUUCAGGCUGCACUUCGGUGAAGAGAUAAUCAGGAAAGUUGAUAGCAAAAACCUUCCAUCGAG
Hyaloscypha bicolor E is the source of this 1042-nucleotide messenger RNA. RefSeq lists its product as uncharacterized. The coding region runs from base 9 to 911 and encodes 300 amino acids. The transcript is spliced from 2 exons. The record is from RefSeq and is a predicted model, not a curated record. Lineage: Eukaryota; Fungi; Ascomycota; Leotiomycetes; Helotiales; Hyaloscyphaceae.